AUGGCAAGCUCUGUCCUUUAUCACAAUGCGGACAAUUCGAUCGUUCUCAUUGAUAUUCCUGCCUCAAUUGAAACCGCUCAGCAGAGUCAACUUAUCAUUGCGUCUACUCCGGCCCUGAAAACUCCAUAUCCAAGUACUGAGCCUCAAGGAGAUAAGCGAGUCAUGGUCCUAGCUGGAAUAUCAGCACGAGACCAGAACUACCACUGCUCGGUGCAGAACUCGAUUCAGGAAUCAAUAGCCCAUAUCAAGACUUUAUUCAUUGAUGGUCAAGGCGGCUCCUGGUAUCGAACAAGACAAUAUUUGAUUCGUUCAGACACAAAUACGGGAUCCAGCUGGAUUGGCGCACGAGCCUUACCGGAGAAAUCCCAGAGGUCCGAGAGCAAGAGUUCGUUGUCAGUGCAAGCCAACCUAGUCCCUGUCAUUUUGUCAACCACAGAGCUUCGCAACAAUUUUCCCUCGCUACACCAAAUGCAAGAUGUGGUCGUGCACAAUCCCAGGUCCCACGCUUCAAGAAUUUGUUUGCCCGACCAAGGUGCAUUCUGGAUCCCGCCCAACGCCACGUGCAUUCAAUCCACUCUUGAAGCAGGCUUGGAAGGGUUCAUGAUUGGCUCCAAGGCAUUAUCGAUACCAAAGUCCCAAGCCUUUGAAUUGAUACUGAUGGAUCCACCAUGGACCAAUAGAUCAGUACGCCGUUCUGGCAGCUAUCAAACCGCCGAGACCCAGAUGAUGGACCCGUUCAAUUCGGCCGUGCAGAUCGCCAGAUGCCAUCUUGUCCCACAUGGAAUUGUGGCAGUGUGGAUCACCAAUCGCAGCUCAAUCCGCAAUAUCGUGGUUGAGACAUUUCGAGCCAUGGGUCUGGGACUAUUCCAGGAAUCGAUAUGGGUCAAAAUCACCGCCGAAGGUCAUCCCGUGACACAGCUCGAUGGCGUCUGGAGAAGGCCAUAUGAAGUAUGUCUAAUGUUCCGCCGAGGGACCAAUGUAGACCGCGAACCUCAUCGGCAAAUCCUCGUUGCAGUGCCUGACGUUCACUCGAGGAAGCCCAAUCUGAAGUCCCUGCUGGAACAGCACCUUCCCCCUCGAUAUGAGGCACUUGAAUUAUUCGCACGGAGCAUGACUGCGGGUUGGUGGUCAUGGGGAGAUGAAGUUUUGAAAUUUCAGCAUGAGAGUCAGUGGACUGAGGAGCCUGACCCCGAUUUCUCAGUAGUGAGUUGA
Exophiala bonariae is the source of this 1212-nucleotide messenger RNA. RefSeq lists its product as uncharacterized. The record is from RefSeq and is a predicted model, not a curated record. Bases 1 to 1212 code for a protein of 403 amino acids. The transcript has a single exon. Gene Ontology annotation, cellular component: nucleus. Gene Ontology annotation, biological process: methylation. NCBI's taxonomy places the organism in Eukaryota, Fungi, Ascomycota, Eurotiomycetes, Chaetothyriales, Herpotrichiellaceae. Gene Ontology annotation, molecular function: nucleic acid binding; methyltransferase activity.